Molecule: messenger RNA, 1953 nt
Organism: Lytechinus variegatus (green sea urchin)
Lineage: Eukaryota; Metazoa; Echinodermata; Echinoidea; Temnopleuroida; Toxopneustidae
Exons: 2
Coding region: 1-1953 (650 amino acids)
Molecular function (GO): catalytic activity
Source: RefSeq, a predicted model, not a curated record
AUGUUAAUAAAUUUCCAGGGUAUCUGUAAUAAAAAAUCUGAACUAAAGGUCUUGUUAGAGGAGUUCAAACCUGACAUUGUGCAAGGAACCGAGACAUGGUUAUCUUCUUCAAUUCAUAGCAAUGUAAUUUUCCCAGAUGACUAUGUAGUAUUUCGACGGGAUAGGCAAGUGGGUCAGCAUGGGGGUAUCCUGACGGCAUGCAGAAAUGACUUGGUGAUGUCACGUAAGGAGGAAUUCGAGGGAGAUGGUGAGAUUCUUUGGACGCAGAUUAAGCAUCAAGGUCGACGAACAUUGUUGAUAGGAACUGUCUAUAAGCACAAACACGAUGAUAAAGAUACAGUCAAUGAAUUGGAACAAUCCUUUGGGAAAAUAAGUAGGAAAGGAAAGCCUUAUAACAUAUUGCUUUCAGGGGACUUUAACCAACCAAAUGUGAAUUGGGAAGAGUCAACGAUUUUGGCAAAUCAUGCUGCCUCCAAGGAGACAGCCCAGGCUCUCCUUGAAACUACAACUGGAUUUGAUCUGACACAAGUUGUUAAGGAACGUACAAGGAGAAAUAAUAUACUUGAUUUAAUCUUCACAAACAACACUGGUCUUGUCAGUGAUGUCAAGGUUGUUGCUAGGGUAAGUGACCAUGAAAUUGUUAUAGCUGACUUGAACUUGCAAGCGAGAUGGAAGAGGCAACCUAGGAAGAGUUAUUUCGUACGGAAGAAAGAAAAUGUGGAACAGAUCAACUCCAGCAUAGAAGAUUUGGGGAGAACUUACUUUUCAUUGCAAGAAGCUUCAGUGCAAGAGAAGUGGGAUUUGAUAGAAGGGGGACUGAAAAGAAUCAUGAAGGCUCACAUACCACAAAAGAAGGCCGCCAAGAAGGCCUUGCGAAAGUCGCUAAACUCAGCAGAGCGUGAGUUUGCGUCUAAUAGACUUUCUGAUGCACUGAGGGAUAAUGUCAAGCAGUUUCGGUCUUACAAGAAACGACUUGGCAAUAGUGAGGCAGGCGUAGCAGAUCCGAUAGUUAAUAACAAGAUAAUUAGUGAUGGAAGGGAAAAAGCAGAAGUCCUCAACGCUCAGUUUGCAGGAGUAUUUACACAUGAGGACUGUUCUAAUAUCCCGGAGUUGGGCACAAGCAACAUCCCAGCCAUUCCAGAUUUGAAAAUCUAUGAAGAGGGUGUGCUAAAACAACUUCGGAACCUCAGUCCCAACAAAGCUCCAGGACCAGAUCAGAUUCCUCCUUGGUUCCUGCAGAUGUUCGCGGAUAAGUUGACACCUAUUCUCACCGAUCUGUUCCAAACAUCAGUGGAUACUGGCACCCUUCCCCGCCAAUGGAAGGAGGCAAAUAUCUGUGCUGUGUUCAAGAAAGGAAAUAAGCAAUCACCAGAUAACUAUAGACCGGUUUCUCUGACAUGUGUUCUGAGUAAAGUCCUGGAACACAUUGUCCACUCCCACAUCAUGGACCAUUUUGGAGACUAUGGGAUUCUGGUGGACUCUCAACAUGGGGUCAGAGCAAGGCGUUCUACAGAAACACAGUUGAUUUUAACAGUUAAUGAUGUGGCAAAAGCUCUUGAUAGGGGAGAUUCCAUUCACAUGGCAAUAUUGGACUUCACAAAGGCCUUUGAUAAGGUUCCGCACGAACGCCUUCUGGGUAAACUUAAUCAUUAUGGAAUAAAAGGAAAUCUCCUAAACUGGAUCCGGGGUUUCUUGACUGGAAGGUCACAGAGGGUAAUAUGUGAAGGGAGCACGUCAUCCUCCAAAGAUGUUGUAUCAGGCGUUCCGCAAGGAACAGUUCUCGGACCACUGAUGUUCCUGACAUAUAUCAACGACAUGCCUGACAAGUUAAAAUGUCAGGCUAGAUUGUUCGCGGAUGACUGUUGUAUACCCCAGUUGCAAAAGAGGAAGACAUGUGCAACUUGCAAGAUGAUCUCCGGUUGCUGGAAAAAUGGCAAAGUACAUGGAAAAUGA